Messenger RNA from Gongylonema pulchrum, 690 nucleotides. Lineage: Eukaryota; Metazoa; Nematoda; Chromadorea; Rhabditida; Gongylonematidae. The record is from the annotation of a GenBank genome assembly.
AUGCCUGUACUGCUGAGAGCUAACCGGGAUUUCGGGAGCGGGACCGCACAUCUUAAUCAUGGCAUGGGCAGUCGUGCGACAAUCGCGUCGCGACGAUCGGAACUGUUCCGGCAGUCGUCCACUGACGCAUCCAGUCGAGGUGGUAAUGGCAAUGGCAGUUCAUGUCGCCAGCCAGUUACGCCUGAUGUGGCGCUUCAUGUGAAGACCUCUGUGGGCGCAAACAGUAUCACUCCGGUGCGACGCUCUGCAUCUGAUUCGUAUUUCAAACGGGUUCGACUGUUCUACAAGCGUUUUCAUCUCAAUUAUCUAUUCCCGCUGGUAUUUAUGAUGCUUUAUAUGUUUAUUGGUGCUUUACUGUUCCUCUGGCUCGAAAGUGACUCGGAUCGGACACAAAAGCUACACCAUCAUAGGCAGUAUUUCUAUGAGAGGGAACUGUUGUUUAAGCGAAUUGAGCAUGUAUUCUCGGAUAAAGCAUCCAGGAAGCCUAGACAGAGAAGGCUGUUCAUUCAACGAGCGCUCGAGUAUUUUCAUCAACGCAUCAACAUCUCAUUCUCAAAUCAGUCUGACUGGUCUUUCACAACCGCACUCUAUUAUUCUGGAACUGUUUUUACAACCAUUGGUUUGUUCCAUUCAUUCUGUUACCGAAAUAUAUGCAACACAGUUGUAGUCGAGCAUACACAAGAUGUUUAA